Lepisosteus oculatus (spotted gar) is the source of this 8906-nucleotide messenger RNA. It is a transcript of the gene ubr2, whose product is annotated as ubiquitin protein ligase E3 component n-recognin 2. Gene Ontology annotation, molecular function: ubiquitin protein ligase activity; zinc ion binding. Gene Ontology annotation, biological process: ubiquitin-dependent protein catabolic process via the N-end rule pathway. Lineage: Eukaryota; Metazoa; Chordata; Actinopteri; Semionotiformes; Lepisosteidae. The record is from RefSeq and is a predicted model, not a curated record.
GUUGUGAAGGAAGAUGGCGGCUGCCGAGGCUGAUGUUGAUGCAUCACCCCCUCCGAAUGGGGAAUUUCUUGAUUUUUCACCCAGGGAUACAGCUUUGAAAUGGCGCCAUGCUUCCGACCUUCCAAAAGAGAUUUACUGGCACUUGGCCCAGAAUGUGCCGAAAAUUUACUGCCUUGGCCCAAAUUUGAACCCCAAGAGUGAGGACCUCUGGGCUCAGCUGAUCCUGCUGGCGCCCCUGGAGUGGUACCUGUGUGACGAGGAUCCCACCGUCGGCCUGUCCAAACUGGAGCAAGCCAACAAGCCCUCCCAUCUCUGUGGACAUGUCUUCAAAGUUGGAGAACCUACAUAUUCCUGCAGGGAGUGUGCAUCUGACCCUACCUGUGUUCUGUGUAUGGAGUGUUUCCUGGGCAGUGUCCAUAGAGAUCACCGCUACAGGAUGACAACCUCUGGAGGAGGGGGUUUUUGUGACUGUGGGGACACAGAGGCCUGGAAGAAGGGUCCUUACUGUCAGAAACAUGAGCCAAACAUCAGUGACUGGACAGAAGAGGACCCAUUGGCCCACCUCUCUGAGGACAUGAUUGCUCAUGCCUACAACAUCUUCUCCAUCAUGCUGAAGUACGCUGUGGACAUGCUGACCUGGGAGAAAGAGGAGGAAUUGCCCACAGGCUUGGAGCUCUUAGAAAAAGCAGAUACGUAUUACUGCAUGCUGUUCAACGAUGAGGUGCACACCUACGAGCAGGUGAUCUACACACUACAGAAAGCUGUCAAUUGCUCACAAAAGGAAGCUGUCAGCUUUGCCACAACAGUUGAUAGAGACGGCAGGAAAUCAGUGCGAUAUGGAGACUUUCAGUUCUGCGAGCAAGCUAAAUCAGUCAUAGUUAGGAACACCAGCCGGCAGUCUAAGCCCCUGAAGGUACAAGUGAUGCACUCCUCUGUUGUUGCUCAUCAGUGCUUUGGCCUCAAGGUCCUGUCCUGGCUUGGACACAUCAUUGGAUACUCAGAUGGACUGAGAAGGAUCCUGUGCCGGGUGGGGCUGCAGAAGGGUCCUGACGGGGAGAACUCCUCGCUGGUGGACAAGCUGAUGCUGUGUGACUCCAAGCUCUGGAAAGGUGCCAGGAGCGUAUAUCAUCAGUUGUUCAUGAUCAGCCUUCUUAUGGACCUGAAGUACAAGAAACUGUUUGCAAUACAGUUUGCAAAAAAUUACCGGAGGCUACAGACAGAUUUUAUGGAGGAUGAUCACGAGCGUGUAAUGUCAGUGACGUCUAUGUCUGUCCAGCUCUUCACUGUGCCCACUAUGAAUUUUGAACGAUUGCAGAGUGACUUUGUGAAAGAUGACCACGACAGAGAGUUCUCGGUUACUGACCUCUCCGUGCAAAUAUUCACGGUGCCCUCGCUGGCACGGAUGCUGAUUGUGGAGGAGAACCUGAUGGCCACCAUCAUCCGCACUUUCAUAGAGCACCUGCGACACAGGGACCUCCAGGGCCGCUUCCAGUUUGAGCGCUACACAGCACAGCAGGCCUUCAAAUUCCGCCGUGUGCAGAGCCUCAUUGGAGACCUGAAGUAUGUUUUAAUCAGUCGGCCAUCGGAGUGGAGCGAUCAACUCAGGGAGAAGUUCCUUGAAGGAUUUGAUGCUUUCCUGGAGCUAUUGAAGUGCAUGCAGGGCAUGGAUCCUGUAGUUCGCCAGGUUGGACAGCACAUUGAAAUGGAGCCCGAGUGGGAAGCUGCCUUCACACUGCAAAUGAAGUUGACUCAUAUCAUUUCGAUGAUGCAGGAGUGGUGUGCAAGAGAUGAGAAGGUCCUGAUUGAAGCUUACAAAAAGUGCCUGAUCUCACUGAUGCACUGUCACAGUGGCUUCGCAGAUGGGGAGCAGCCCAUCACUCUGAGCAUGUGUGGCCACUCUGUUGACACAAUCAGAUACUGUGUCUCUCAGGAGAAGGUCAGCAUCCACCUGCCUGUCUCCCGUCUGUUGGCAGGUUUGCAUGUUCUUCUAAGCAGAACUGAAGUGGCUUACAGAUUUCCUGAGCAGUUACCUCUUAGCGAGCUGAGUCCACCCAUGUUGAUCGAACAUCCCCUGCGCUGCCUGGUGCUCUGUGCGCAGGUCCAUGCCGGCAUGUGGAGGAGAAAUGGCUUCUCGCUGGUCAAUCAGAUUUAUUACUAUCACAAUGUGAAAUGCAGGGUAGAGAUGUUUGACAAGGACCUCAUGAUGCUCCAGGCAGGUGCAUCAGUGAUGGAUCCCAACCACUUCCUCAUGAUUGUCCUCAGUCGGUUUGAGCUCUAUCACAUCUUCAGUACUGCUGACUAUGGGAAGAGAUAUGGUAGAGAAAACACGAACAAGGACAUGAUACAGCAGAACAACACGCUUAUUGAGGAAAUGUUACACCUCAUCAUGAUGGUUGUUGGUGAGCGUUUUACUCAAGGAAUUGGUCAAGUGCAGGGGUGCGAUGAAGUCAAACGGGAGAUCAUUCACCAGCUCUGCAUCCGGCCCAUGGCGCACAGUGAGCUCGUUAAGGCUUUGCCUGAGGAUGAGAACAAAGAAACGGGAAUGGAGAAAGUCAUUGAAUUGGUCGCUUCAUUCAAGAAGCCUGGGGUGACAGGGAGGGGCCUGUAUGAGCUCAGGCCAGAGUGUGCCAAAGAGUUCAAUCUGUACUUCUAUCACUAUUCCAGAGCAGACCAGUCCAAGGCAGAGGAAGCACAAAGAAAACUGAAGAGGCAAAAUGGAGAAAACACAGCUCUCCCUCCUCCUGCUCUGCCUCCCUUUUGCCCACUUUUUGCCAGCCUAGUGAACCUGUUGCAGUGUGAUGUCUUUCUGAGCAUCCUGAGCACAGUGCUUCAGUGGGCGGUGGAGCCCAGUGGGGGUUACUGGUCGGAGUCCAUGCUGCAGAGAGUGCUGCACCUGAUUGGCAUGGCCCUGUUAGAAGAGAGACAGCAGCUGGAGAACAGCUCUGAGGAUAAUGAUGUUACCUUUAACUUUACUCUGAAGAUCUCCCGUCCAGGUGAAGCUCCCAGUAACUCUCCCAGUGUCUUGGCCAUGUUGGAGACCCUCCAGAAUGCAGCACACCUUGAGGUUCAUAAGGAUAUGAUAAGCUGGAUACUAAGGACUUAUAGCAACAUAAAGAAAAUACGUGAGCAGACUACUCCUAGUCCAAUGUCUGAAACAGGAGGGCAGACCAUUGAGGAGAUGGUGCGGGACAAGGAUAAAGCAGAGAGGAAACGCAAGGCAGAGAUAGCUCGACUGCGCAGGGAAAAGAUCAUGGCCCAGAUGUCAGAAAUGCAACGACAUUUCAUCAAUGAGAACAAGGAGCUAUUCCAGCAGAGCCUAGAAGAACUUGAGGCUUCAACAUCUGCAGCUCUGGAGCACAGCCCCACCUCCCCGGAUACUGCCCUGGUGUGCGUAGGUCCCCGCCGGACCAGGGUCAGCGAGAAGAGGCAGGUGGUGACUUGUAUCUUGUGCCAGGAGGAGCAGGACAUCAGGGCAGAUAGCAGAGCCAUGGUGCUGGCGGCCUUUGUGCAGCGCUCCACUGUAAUGUCCAAAAACAGGAGGAGGCCGUUCCAUGAUCCCGAAACACACGACCCUCUGUUCAUGCACCCUGACCUGUCCUUUGGUACUCACACUGGGAGCUGUGGACACAUAAUGCACUCACACUGCUGGCAGAGGUACUUCGAGGCGGUGCAGGCGAAGGAGCAGAGGCGGCAGCAGCGCCUGCGAGUGCACACCAGCUAUGACGUGGAGAACGGCGAGUUCCUGUGCCCCCUGUGUGAAUGUCUGAGCAACACCGUCAUACCUCUCCUGCCCCUGUCUAGGAGCUGCAGCAGUUCGGCAGAGCAACCCAACCUGAGCCAGUGGCUUAAAACAGUAUCCUGGCAGAUAACGGCUCUUCACUCUUUGCGGAGAAAACAGGACUCAUCCAGUAGUCCAGGGGCUGAUGAUGGAGAGAGAAUGGAUGAGAAUCAGCUUUCAGAGGGAUUCAGACCCGACCUGAUUCCUAUGAACCCUUACUCAGGUAGCAUUAAGGAAAUGCUGACCACAUUUGGGACAGCAACCUACAAAGUUGGCCUUAAGGUCCAUCCUAAUGAGCAGGACCCCCGCGUGCCUAUCAUGUGCUGGGGCAGCUGUGCCUACACUAUCCAGUCCAUUGAGAGAUUGUUAGCUGAUGAGGAGAAGCCUUUAUUUGGAAGUCUGCCUUGCAGACAGGAUGACUGUUUGAGAUCCUUGACGAGAUUUGGGGCUGCAUGCUGGACAGUUUCCUCUCUCACUGUGGUGCAGAACCACUUCCUCAGACUGUUAGCAGCUCUAGUUCCAGAUGAUCAGGUGGAGAACACCCCUUGUAUUCUUGACAUAGACAUGCUCCACUUGCUGGUCAGUCUAGUGCUGUCGUACCCGGCGCUGCACUGCCAGGACUCCUCAGGGCUGAGCUUGGACACGGCGCAGCUGCACAUUUUUCAUCUAGUGACUGUGGCACACAUUGUCCAGAUCUUGUUCACAUCUGUGCCAGCAGAGACAUCAAUGGACCAGGAGAAUGCUUCAGGGGAGGAGGAAUCGGCAGCCUGCUUCUUGUACAGUGUUCUCCGGUUGCACCUGGGAAGUGCCUUAAGGGAAGACCUCUCAGGCUGGCACCUGUGGCACUGUGUAAAGGCUGGCCUCAUGCCGUACCUGCGUGGGGCAGCGGUGUUCUUCCAUUACCUCAAUGGGGUGCCUCCUCCUGUAGAGCUCCAAGUGCUUGGGUCCAGCCAGUUUGAACAGCUGUGUGGGUAUCUUUGUCUACCGCCCAACCCCUUCCAGCUCUACCACGCCAACAGGGAGCUUUACGACCCUCUCUUGCAGGGGUGGUGCUCUCACUCCAGUAUACAAAACUAUCUACAAAGCAGCACUCCUCUUAUAAGCUACCCCCGUGAGUCUAAUCGACUGAUAGAUCUUCCAGAUGAUUACAGCUCUCUUAUCAAUCAGGCAUCAAGCUUCACGUGUCCAAAGUCUGGUGGAGACAAGAGCCGAGCACCCACACUGUGUCUGGUGUGUGGCACCAUGCUCUGCUCUCAGAGCUAUUGCUGCCAGACGGAGUUGGAGGGGGAAGAUGUGGGGGCCUGCACAGCUCACACCUUCACCUGUGGAGCUGGAGUUGGCAUCUUUCUUAGAGUACGGGAGAGCCAGGUGCUGUUCCUCGCUGGUAAGACGAAGGGAUGUUUUUACGCCCCGCCUUACCUGGAUGACUAUGGAGAGACAGAUCAGGGACUUAGACGAGGGAAUCCUCUUCAUCUCUGCCGUGAGCGCUACCGCAAGAUCCAGAAGCUGUGGCGGCAGCACAGUGUCACAGAAGAAAUAGGCCACGCUCAAGAGGCCAACCAGACCCUCGUGGGCAUUGACUGGCAGCACUUGUAGGCUGCCCGUUGCCCAGUGGAGCCGUUCACUUGGCAGUUGACUGGACUGCCCAGUCUUGCUCAGAGCCAGACAGAUAGACGGACUUUGCCCCGUUUAGCCAAGGGGAUACUGAUGCACAGAGGCCAUGGUCACUUGAAAGAGAGGUAUUCUUGACAGCCAGGCUCUGCCUCUGCUUCCUGUAGUCCACCCACUUCCCUCAACAACAUCUAGGUCUGUGCGUUGAUGAAUGCAAGUAGCAUUUCUGUUUGUCUUUGGAUUUUGUUUUAAAUUCAGGGGGCUGCUCCUUCAGUUUCCAUCUUCAACAGUCUUUUUUUUUUUUAAUGUAGUGAAAGAAUUUAGCCAUGCUAUUUGGCAUCAAUACAGCAGAGACGAAUGGAUUAAUCUUUAUUUCCAUAAAAAUAAUUAAUUCAUGUUUAUUCAAAUGGAAUAUUAAAUUAUUUUUAAUUUAGUAUGUUGCUUUUCUGUUGAAUUAUUUUAAACUGAACAAUUGAUAUUGAGCAAGCACAAUUUUCUUGUCGCAUCUAAACCUAAUUCAGAUAAUACUAGAAAAGCUGACAAGAUAUCUGUAAUUUUGUUUUUCCAUUUAGUUCUAUAAAGAAACAAAGUAUAAAAAAUUUCUUAUGUUCAUGAAAGUGAACCUAGGCCCUACAGGUCAUUCUGCUUAGUAUGUUUUUCUCAUUAAAGAGAGCCCUGUUGGUUUGUGAGGCUGAAUGUGCAUUUCUGCAUCAGCAGCAUCUAAGAGAUACCUGUUUAUUCUGUGUUCAGAAUCUUUGAAACAUCAAACUUCAUUGGAGGUCUUGUAUUUCUUGUUCUUAUGAAGAGCAUUAAAUAUCCAAUUUUUUGCAUAGUUUUGUAAGACAUAUUACACAGGCCUCAGCAUCACUAUAUCUACCUAACUGUUCUGCCUGUGAUUUACCUUUUAUACAUUUUUUAAUGUCAUCUAUUUUUAAUGGACACUUCCCUAAGGAGGUAUGUACAGCAUAACAGUAAUUUGCUGCUUAUAAAGCCCACAGAAAUACAAAGUGAUUUUGUGAUGUCUUGAAAAUAAAGUACCUGCUGUUAGACUGCAAACGUUUUCACAAAUAAGCAAGCUUGAAGAAAAGUCCAAUUUUGGAAAUGUACUGGUCAUUGAAUGUAGCUAAAAUUACAGGGCUACAGCAUACUUUAAUGUACUUGCCUAUAAUGGGGGGUUGUUUACCAUAUAAUAGGAGUUUAAGAUGUUUUUUGUUAAGAUUAGGAAUGCAGCAGUUCACACUAUCAUGAAUUGGCUAUAACAAUCAGACAGCCUGUGCUAAGUGCAGUUUUACAAUUUUUUAGCACAAGGCCUCAGCGUUUAACAAAUUCAGUAAGUGUUGAAUUGUACUGCGAACUCACCCCUACACCUGACCUGAAUUCCAACGGAAUUUGUUGAUGCUCUCUGUGCUGGUUUCUAAAUAACAUUUCAAGGGGUUUUUGCAACUUUGCACCAAGCUCAAAAACUACUGUAAACUGGUUCUAUCAGAGAAGGAUUUAAUUGAAUUACUUCUGAGAAAUGAAUCAAGGUGCAGUUUCAUUUUAUUAAAGGUUACACAACAGAAAUGAUUUAGAAAUGGAGAUCAUCGAGGUCUGUUUGAUCUCACAUAGCUAAUUCUAAUUUAAUCUUGUGUUUCUAAAUAUAUAAAGCCUCUCUUCCUAAAAUUAACUAUAAAAUUUGCUUAAAGAGCCCAAUUUCACUUUAAUUUCACUGCAACUAAAAGUGAGAGUAAAUAAGGGUCAAGAUUUAUAAGAACAAAUUAAUGAUCCACCGAUUAGUUUAUUACAAUUAUAGCAGUCCUAUGUAAACAGCACAGAAAGACUGGGUCUAUAAGGUGUAAAAAUGUUUGCCCAUAAAUUAUCGUUUGCAGAAUGAGAUUUCCUGGGGGAAGUAUAACGUUUUAAAUGUAUGAAAGGUAACAGUCUUCCGUAUUUAACUAGAAUCUGCUAGUAUGUGAAAAACCCGUCUCUGCUUGAGAGUUUGGGAGCUGGAGUAGUUCAGGUAACUAGUGCAAUGAAAAGAGUCCAGUUCAUGACGCCCCUGAGAACAUGGAACAUGCUUGUUUGUGUGUGUGUGGCUUUCUUGAAUGUUUACAUUUCAUGAGAUGAUAUUGUUUGUAUCUUUAGGUAUUUAAGUAAAUUCAUUUUAUUGUGCAUAGUGAUGGGUGAUCUCCCACAUAAAUUGUAAACAACUUUUGUAAUGUUUAUUUUGUGAUUGGAUAGGGAAAUUAUUUAAAGAGCAAAUUUUACUCCUACAUCUGAAAAGCAUGUCUCAUAUCUUCAACAGAUUUCAUCCUGGUUCGCAAGUUUGUUUUGUUGGUGUUUAUUUUAUGAGAAUUUCAUGUAUUUUAAGAGUGUAUUCUGGAACAGUUUUCAAAAUAUUGGUAUAGCAGACCUCCAUGUUACAAUUUUCUCCCCUUUUCAGUUUUCCUACUUUUAUUUUGCCCUCUUUAUUUCUGAAUCAUCUUUAUAAUCCAUUUUUCAAUUAAACUUAAGUGUUGUGGAGUGUGAUGGCAGAAUAAGAUGAGUACUUAUGAUCAAUCUCUAAAAUUCCCAUUGCUCAAAAUCUGUUCGAAGGUCAUGGCUUUAUUAAGUUUGUCCCCUGGCCCCCUGUUCUCUAUCACUCUUGUACCAACAGCCCAUACACAUGAGGUUGCCUAUUUUACUCUGCCGGAGCAAUGUAUAAAUAUAUUUUGCCAGCAGUGUAAGUUAUGGGACACAUCUGAGUGUUUGGGUUGUAAAUCAAUCUGCAGCUUGAAAUUAAAUCUGCAGCAACACCUAGCUAUAUUAACGUACAGUCAGAAUCCUCCCACUACUAGCUAAAAGUACAGCGCUUCUUCAUUAACUGGGAUGUAAAUGGGUUAACAUUGUAUAACGUAGGUUUUCUGUAAUAUGUUGUUACUUUUCUAGGCGGUGUUUCAGAGGUGGCUCUUCUUCAUGUGCCUCAAUUUCUCGGUGUGUGAGCAGCCACCCAUAAUUGUAGUUGAACUGUAUCCUUUUUGUGUAUAGAUUUUUCCCUUUUUUUUUUGUUCUUCCUGCAAGUUUGGUUUGUUAAAGCUAUUUAUACUUUAAGCUUACACUUCAGGUUGGAACUUCAGCCCUCCUUAAACAUCAGACCCAGGAACAUGCUGCCUGUAUGUUUUUUUUCUUGCCUUUUUUCAUGACCACACUUGUGAUCCUGUCACUGUUAUUCAGCAGAUCCAUUUAGUUUUUGCUGACUUGCAGGAAUGAGACAAAACUUUGAAGAAUAUGUUAUCUUUACAGACAGGAAUACUUAGCCUGGUUUGAAUCCCCCCCCCCAUCUUUUUCUAAAAUACAGCUUUACAUUCUGCAGUCUUAUUAUUCAUUUGGCAUGUUCCCCUUGUAUUGUAACUCGCCCUUUCCCCAGAUGUUCUGUGACAUGCUUCCAGUAUUGAGGAUAAAUUAUUACAUGUAAUAAACUGACUUGUUAAUAUGUGAAUUCUUGUAUAAAUGAGUACACUGUACUAUAUUGUAAAAAAAUAAAAACAAAACAAAAAUG